AGAUACGGGCUACCAGUCUACAGACGGUACAGUAGUGGUGGAUCCUAUCCCAGCAUUCCCCUCACCUCCCCCCUACCUGGCAUACCCAAGCCAGUCUUCGCAAGAGUGGAUGGGCAGGAAAAGUUUGAAACAAAAGUCACCACUCUGGACAAUGGGCUACGUGUGGCUUCGCAGAACAAAUUUGGGCAAUUUUGUACUGUUGGGCUUCUGAUAAGUUCAGGCUCCAGGUAUGAGGCAAAGUAUCUAAGUGGCAUCUCUCACUUUCUGGAGAAACUCGCCUUCUCUUCUACAGCCCAGUUUGGCAGUAAAGAUGAGAUCCUUCUUACUCUGGAAAAACAUGGUGGCAUAUGUGACUGUCAGACAUCCAGGGACACUACCAUGUAUGCUGUUUCUGCAGAUGCCAAGGGUCUGGAUACAGUGGUCAGUCUGUUGGCAGAGGUUGUUCUGCAGCCACGGCUGUCUGAUGAGGAAUUGGAGAUGACGAGAAUGGCGGUGCGGUUUGAGUUAGAGGACCUCAAUAUGAGGCCAGACCCGGAGCCUUUGCUGACUGAGAUUAUUCAUGCGGCAGCCUUCAGAGACAACACAGUGGGUCUCCCUCGCUUCUGUCCUGUGGAGAACAUUGACAAGAUAGAUCGGAAGACACUACAUGCCUACAUGCACAAUUACUACACCCCAGAGAGGAUGGUGCUGGCAGGGGUGGGCAUAGAACAUGACCAGUUGCUGGAGUGUGCCAAAAAGUACAUGCAGAGAGUGGAGCCUGUUUGGGCAUCUGGCAAACCCCGCAGUGUGGACCGUUCCAUCGCCCAGUAUACUGGAGGAAUCAUCAAGGUGGAGAAAGACAUGUCGGACGUGAGUCUGGGUCCCACCCCAAUCCCUGAACUGACGCACAUUAUGAUUGGUCUGGAGAGCUGCUCCUUCCUGGAAGACGACUUUAUCCCAUUUGCAGUGUUGAACAUGAUGAUGGGAGGUGGUGGCUCAUUCUCAGCUGGUGGACCUGGGAAAGGAAUGUUCACCAGACUCUACCUCAAUGUCCUCAACAGGCACCACUGGAUGUACAAUGCCACAGCUUACCACCACAGCUAUGAGGAUACUGGACUUCUGUGUAUUCAUGCCAGCUCAGACCCCCGUCAGGUGAGAGAGAUGGUUGAGAUUAUCACUCGGGAGUUCACCCUGAUGGCAGGAUCUGUAGAGCAGGUGGAGCUGGAACGUGCAAAGACGCAGCUGAAAUCGAUGCUGAUGAUGAACCUGGAAUCUCGACCUGUGAUUUUCGAGGAUGUUGGAAGACAAGUGUUGGCAACUGGCACCCGGAAACUCCCACAUGAACUGUGUAGCCUUAUUAGCAACAUUAAAGCAAGUGACAUCAAAAGGGUAGCAACAAAGAUGCUGAGGAAUAAGCCUGCAGUGGCAGCGUUAGGGGACCUAUCCGAGUUACCAGACUAUGAUCAGAUCCAGACCGCACUCUCCAGUAAAGAUGGACGCCUUCCACGGUCAUACCGCCUGUUCCGAUAG
Staurois parvus is the source of this 1509-nucleotide messenger RNA. The record is from the annotation of a GenBank genome assembly. NCBI's taxonomy places the organism in Eukaryota, Metazoa, Chordata, Amphibia, Anura, Ranidae.